AUAGACUUCAACUGACUUUACAAAUGAACAAAUUCUCCUUUCCUCUCACACAAGGGAUUAAAAGAUCAUACCAGAACUUCUCUACGCGACGUGACGAGACAGUCAAGAAUGGCAGACAAGCCCGAAGCCAAAGAUAAGAAAGGCGAAGAAGCGAUAGUCGGCCUCAGCUCAGAUAUAAAAACCUUACAGCAGCUUACUUCGUCAGCCGAAGCUGCAAAGCGGCAUCGAGAACGGUCAAAGGACGAGAGAGCACUCCGAAAACUAGAGGAAGCUUUGGGAGAGAUGUUUAAAGAAUCUGGCACAGCAGAAGGCCAAUAAUGUGUGUGGGACUGGAAAUUGAUAUGACGUUGUAAUUAGUCCUCAAUCCCAA
Molecule: messenger RNA, 370 nt
Organism: Aspergillus ibericus CBS 121593
Lineage: Eukaryota; Fungi; Ascomycota; Eurotiomycetes; Eurotiales; Aspergillaceae
Exons: 2
Coding region: 109-318 (69 amino acids)
Source: RefSeq, a predicted model, not a curated record